This is a messenger RNA of Diaporthe amygdali, 2175 nucleotides long. RefSeq lists its product as uncharacterized. The transcript has 4 exons. Bases 1 to 2175 code for a protein of 724 amino acids. Gene Ontology annotation, molecular function: carboxypeptidase activity. The record is from RefSeq and is a predicted model, not a curated record. Lineage: Eukaryota; Fungi; Ascomycota; Sordariomycetes; Diaporthales; Diaporthaceae.
AUGUGGCCAAUCAAGGCGAAUGAGGUACUGCCUGGCGUCGGCUUCCUCAUGGCUAUCACCGGUGCUCUGGCAUGUCAGAAAGACUUUGACGAUCCCCGUGGGAUCAAUCACUUACGCCAUACUCGGCCUGUCCUCAAGAGCCGCCAGGAUGUUCCCCUGCCCGUCUUGACAGAGGCGGAGAGUCUACUGGUCAAUUCAUUCGAUAACACAUCCAUUGAUAGCUGGUCCUAUUACUACACGCAUGGCUAUCACGUUGCAGGCAGCAACAAGACCAUGGCUCAGUGGACAGCGGACCGAUGGUCAUCGUUCGGUAUUCCCUCGACUCUAGCCGAGUACUGGGUGUUCCUCAACUAUCCAGUCUCACAGUCGGUCUCACUCGAGCUCUCAAACGGCAGCAGCUACUCCGCGGUCCUCAUCGAGGAGUCGUUGAGCGAGGACGAAACGACCUCAUAUCCCAAUAGUGUCCCAGCUUUCCAUGGGCUUUCCUGGAAUGGGGAAGAGUCGGCCGAAUAUGUCUACGUCGGACGAGGCCAGCAGGUAGAUUUUGAUCGUUUGAAGGCUUUGGGUGUUCCUUUGGCCGGAAAGAUCGCCGUUGCGAAAUACGGCGGCCCUUUCCGUGGACUAAAGGUGAAGAAUGCCCAGAUCAACGGCAUGAAGGCCGUCGUGAUCUUCACAGAUACAGGAGACGAUGGCAAUGUUACAGAAGCCAACGGUUAUGCGGCCUAUCCUGCAGGCCCUGCGCGGAAUCCCACGUCUAUACAGCGUGGCUCCGUGCAGUUCCUCUCACAGCGUCCCGGUGAUCCAACUACUCCGGGGUAUCCAUCAAAGCAAGACUCGCCUAGGGCUGACACAUCAGACGUUACUCCGCGCAUCCCCUCGGUGCCCAUAUCUUGGAAAGAUGCUGUGCCGAUUCUUGCGGCAUUGGACGGGUCCGGGGUGCCUGGAACCGAAGUCAACCGGUCGGGAUGGGUUGGCGGACUAAAUGUUUCGUAUAGUACCGGCCCUGCUCCUGACGCAAUACUUUCCCUGUCUAAUCAGAUGGAGGACACCGUCACCCCAAUCUGGGAUGCUGUCGGUAUUAUCAAUGGUACCGACCCAGACUAUACUGUAGUAAUUGGAAACCAUAGAGAUGCAUGGAUCGUUGGCGGCGCGGCCGACCCAAACUCAGGAUCGGCAAUCAUGGUGGAGCUGUCGAAGGCAUUUGGCAAGCUCCUGUCCACUGGCUGGAGGCCCAAGAGGAAUAUCGUCCUCUGCAGUUGGGACGCAGAAGAAUACGGGCUAUACGGCUCAACCGAAUGGGUCGAGGAAUACGCCCCUUGGCUUGUCGAGACGAGCGUGGCCUACCUGAACAUCGACGUCGGCACUUCAGGACCCCGUCCGGAUUUCUCCGCCACACCAGAAUUGCAUACGAUCACCCAAGACGUGAUGAAGAAGGUUCUUUGGCCUCAGGUAGGUACGGGGGAGCUCAAUGGCACCCUUUACGAAGCCUGGUUCGACAGUUCCGAUGGCGAAGUCGGCGUCCUGGGCAGCGGUUCGGACUACACAGCAUUUUUGCACAACGGUAUCAGCUCGAUCGACAUAGGGGCCGGCGGAGGCCCCAAUGACCCCAUUUAUCACUAUCACUCCAAUUACGACAGUUAUCACUGGAUGAUCACUUACGGCGAUCCUGGCUUCGUCGUCCACAAGGCUAUGGGCCAGUUUCUCACAUUACUGGCUUACCAUCUUGCGGACGACCCUAUCAUCCCCUUCGACCUUCCUAAUUAUACAACGCAACUCCGUGCUUAUCUUGAGGAGCUGCGUGCCACGAUUCUUGAUGCCGGUAUAGAACUUGAUGUUGAGCCACUGGCAACUGCUAUCGAUACCUUCGAAGCUUCGGCAAAUGAAAUAGCUGCUCUUGCAGCCGAGGCGGCCAUUACCGAGGACAAGAUUCUUAUCGACCGAGUGAAUUCAAAAUAUCGUGAUUUUCAGCGUGGCUUCACCUCGCAAGGCGGCUUGCCGGAUCGAGGCUUUUUCAAACAUGUUAUCUUCGCCCCGGGCGUUGACACUGGUUAUGCGCCUGUCAUCUACCCAGGAAUUACCGAGGCUGUUGACGCUGGGAAUAGUUCGCUGGCAUCAUCAGAGCUGCAGAGGACCAUUGCCGCCAUCGAAAGGGCCGCGGCUAUCUUGACCCCGUGA